Messenger RNA from Polyodon spathula (Mississippi paddlefish), 1599 nucleotides. It is a transcript of the gene crppa, whose product is annotated as CDP-L-ribitol pyrophosphorylase A. Gene Ontology annotation, cellular component: cytosol. The coding region runs from base 121 to 1443 and encodes 440 amino acids. Gene Ontology annotation, molecular function: D-ribitol-5-phosphate cytidylyltransferase activity. NCBI's taxonomy places the organism in Eukaryota, Metazoa, Chordata, Actinopteri, Acipenseriformes, Polyodontidae. Gene Ontology annotation, biological process: isoprenoid biosynthetic process; protein O-linked glycosylation via mannose. The record is from RefSeq and is a predicted model, not a curated record. The transcript has 11 exons.
UGCUGCAUUAUCAGGCUGACUUAGUUGUCGUUCGCCUACCAGAUCACUGCAGAAUUAUUCCAUGCAGCUGCUGCGACUUUAUUAUCCCUAAAGCAAACAAGGACGCUUGUGCUUCUCUGUAUGGAAACCGACAGAAAAUGUACCCACAGGGCCAUCAAUCCACCGACUCACAUUACAACCGAGUCCGCUUUGAAUUGCAUCUACAGCGGUAGCAGAAUGGUCGGUUUCCCGGUGGCUGUAGUGCUACCAGCGGGAGGGUCUGGGGAAAGAAUGGGACUGUCAACCCCCAAGCAGUUUUGUGAUUUUUUGGAGAGACCAUUGAUAAGCUUCACAAUUGAAGCUUUCGAGAGAAUUAAUUGGAUUCAAAGCAUCAUUGUUGUUGUGGCAAAAGAGUGCAUUGAUUUGAUGAGGGCUAUUAUUCACAAAUAUAGUCACAAAAGAAUUACAUUGGUUACUGGAGGACAAACACGGCACAGAUCAAUUUUCAAUGGCCUCAAAGUCUUUACGGACAGCCAGGUGUAUGAUUACAAGCUGACAAAACCUGAAGUCGUCAUCAUCCAUGAUGCAGUAAGACCUUUUGUGGAGGAAGAUCUGCUUCUUAAGAUAGCCACCGCAGCUAAAGAUCAUGGGGCAGCUGGAGCCACCCGACCCCUUGUUUCCACUGUGAUUGCCACAACAUCGGAGGGCUGCUUGGACCAUUCACUGGAGCGUGCUAAAUACAGAGCUAGUGAAAUGCCCCAGGCAUUUUUAUUUGAUACCAUAUAUCAAGCUUAUCAGCAGUGCAGCGACUAUGACUUUGAGUACGGAACAGAAUGUCUUCAGCUAGUCCUGCAGAACUGUAGAUCUAAAGCCAAACUUAUUGAGGGGCCACCCACUCUCUGGAAGGUGACCUUCAAACGGGACCUGUUUGCAGCUGAAUCAGUAAUUAAGGAAAGCCUUUCCCAGAAGGCCUGUGUUAUCACAGGUGUAGAGCAAGAUGCAGUCCAGUUAGCUCACUGCCUUGAGAAGACAUUCACACAGCUCAAGGUGGAAGUCAUGUCAACACCAGUCGGUGAAGUGUCCUGCAUUCAGACUAUUUCAGCGAAAGAGUAUCGCAAUAUUAUUUAUGUCAUUGUCAAUGACACUGACCUUCAGGAAAUAAAACAAAUUGUGGAAUCAAUUGGGAAUACCAGUCUACCAAUACUGUAUCCUGUUGUUCUGAUCAUGGUGCAUUUGAACAUGUCAGAAAGUACACCUUUCAGCAACAAUAUGGAUGAGCUGGGCGCCAUCAGACUACUUGCAAAGGAAGCAAAACAGAAGAAUAUUUUGGUUUAUGGUCUCCUGGUUAAUUAUCCAAAGGACACAGAGAAAUGGAACGAUGCUGUGGAAAAUGUAUGUUUAAUUGCUGGCACGCUCAUCAAGGACAGGAACGUGGUCUUAGCUGGACAGCUCUUUGUUGCAUGAAAGUGUGACACAACUGCUCUUCUUACCUGUGGUUUUCAUUAAAUAUUCUAAAAAUCAUGGAUUUAAUUAAGGUGUACAUUACUAGUACCAAAUUAUUACCUGACACAUUUAAAUAAAACUGUACAUUUAAGAGGAAACUAUGGUAUGGCUUUGUUU